AUGGAGGGAUUCCUCUGUCACUUGAAUAUCUGGUUUUCUACCAACCUCAGCAUCUUCUAUUUUUUGAAGACAGCGAAUUUUUCCCACUACAUAUUUCUCUGGUUGAAGAGAAGAAUCAAUAGAGUUUUUGCCUUUCUGAUUGGAUGCUUGCUUGUGUCAUGGUUACUUACUUUUCUACAAGUUGUGAAAGUGAUUAGUGGUGAUAAAAUGAACCAUAGAAACACAUCAUAGCUGUUUCACCUACAGAGAAGUGAUUUCUUACUUAAACAGAUUUUUCUCAAUCUGGGAGUCACUCUCUUCUUUACAGUAUUCCUAAUUACCUGUGUCCUAUUGAUCGUUUCCCUGUGGAGACACAAAAGUCAUAUGCCUGAACAAAAAUUCGCAGACCUCAAUACAGAAGCUCAUGUGAAAGCCAUGGGAGUUUUAAUAUCUUUUAUCAUCCUCCUUAUCUUGCAUGUGAUAGGCAUCCUCAUAGAAGCAGUAUGUGGUAGUAAGCCAGAAAACAAACUGCUAUUUACUUUUGGUUUCACAACCACAGCCAUAUAUCCCUGGGGUCACUCCUUUAUCCUAAUUCUAGGAAACAACAAGCUAAAGCAAACUUGCUGGAGGGUACUGCAGCAAUUAAAGUGCUGUGAGAAAGGAAAAAAUCUCAGAGCCUCAGACAGGCUUGCACAGAAACUUCCAUUUUCUACUAUAAAACAAUGUGAUUUUAUUGCACCUAAAAUUAGCACAGAAAAGCAUGAAGGAGAAAUUGAUUAA
Messenger RNA from Urocitellus parryii (Arctic ground squirrel), 759 nucleotides. The record is from RefSeq and is a predicted model, not a curated record. NCBI's taxonomy places the organism in Eukaryota, Metazoa, Chordata, Mammalia, Rodentia, Sciuridae.